AUGGCUACUGUUGUCGAAAGCGUGCUCCUGGCAGCAGCGGAAGAAGAGAAAAAAUAUAAAAGUAUUGAAGUUAAAAAAGCCAUUCCUCUAGAGAUUGAUCCUGGAAAUCUUCUCGCUUUCGACACAACUCCUUUGGAAGUAAGAUCUUUCAGACAAAAUAAAAAGACCUUUCUUGAUUCCCUUGCCAGAGACAAUACUCAACUACUCAUCAAUGACAUAUGGAAGUUACCUGUUGAAAGAGUAGAGGAUGUCAUAGUUGCAAAAUUACCCCCACCAACAUAUCGAGUGCCUAGAGAAAAAUCGAUACCAAGAGCAAGACCUCCAACAAAAUGGCAGGAAUAUGCCAGACUAAAAGGAAUUCAAAACAGGAAAAAAAGCAGAAAGGUGUGGGAUGAUGAACAAAAGAAAUGGAUACCAAGCUGGGGAUAUCAAAGUAAAAAUGAUCUGAAGAAAGACUGGCUUUUGGAAGUACCUACAAAUAUUG
Molecule: messenger RNA, 484 nt
Organism: Saccoglossus kowalevskii
Lineage: Eukaryota; Metazoa; Hemichordata; Enteropneusta; Harrimaniidae
Product: ribosome biogenesis regulatory protein homolog
Biological process (GO): ribosomal large subunit biogenesis; ribosome biogenesis; endonucleolytic cleavage in ITS1 to separate SSU-rRNA from 5.8S rRNA and LSU-rRNA from tricistronic rRNA transcript (SSU-rRNA, 5.8S rRNA, LSU-rRNA)
Cellular component (GO): preribosome, large subunit precursor; nucleus; nucleolus
Molecular function (GO): protein binding
Source: RefSeq, a predicted model, not a curated record